Molecule: messenger RNA, 2028 nt
Organism: Thyridium curvatum
Lineage: Eukaryota; Fungi; Ascomycota; Sordariomycetes; Thyridiales; Thyridiaceae
Exons: 2
Coding region: 1-2028 (675 amino acids)
Source: RefSeq, a predicted model, not a curated record
AUGGUGGCUUUCUGUGACUACUGCCACGGUAUCCCUAUCAACCUGUUUAGUUUCCGCCGCGAUACCCAGUGUACUCAUGAUCACCAGCCGACAGUACAUGAUCUCAAGACAUCAGCUGCCGCAGGAUGUCCCGGAUGCUGUCUAUUCCUGCACGCCAUCGAAAGUAGUUCAUCCGAGCACGCCGGGAAGUAUGCCCUCAAGAGGUCGUGGAAGGGAGAUGAACGCGUGCGCUUGAGCAGCUCCAAGUUCGGGGAUCAGAUUGUGAACCUCGACUACACCGAGGCCGGGCGUUUCCGGUCAUUUGCGAUACCAUCUGAGUGGCAAAGCGAACAGCCUCCCGCUGCGGGUGACCGCGCAAAGGGCAGCCCUGAGUAUCUUUUGUACGAAGCUCAGUUACUAGAGCGGUGGUCAAAAGUCUGUCUAGAAGGCCACAAGUGCUGCGAGGGCUCGAAACCCUUCCUCCCUACUCGUUUGAUCGAUGUUGGGACGACAAGGCAGCCGACACUUGCGCUCGUCCAGAGUGAGAAUCUCGAUGUUGGAGAGAGCAAAUACUUGGCCUUGAGCCACUGCUGGGGCCUGAACAUGCCUGCAGGUGCUAAGACAACCUCUCUUACAUUAGAGGACCGCCAUAUGUAUAUCUCCAUCGACGAGCUUCCGCUUACCUUCCGGGAUUUCAUCGGCAUUGCGCGUCGCAUCAGCAUUCGCUACGUGUGGAUCGAUUCGCUUUGCAUCAUCCAGGAUUCUCGUCAGGACUGGGAGAAAGAGGCGGCGCAAAUGGCAUCUGUCUAUUCAUCCGCUCACCUAACGAUUGCGGCAUCUUCAUCUUCAAGCGGGAGGGAGGGCUGUUAUGUUCACGACGACGUGCGGUCGUAUGGUCCCGUGGAUCUCGAGUGUAAGAAUAGUGAGGGAUCCAACACCAUCUUCCGGCUCUGGAGCAGGGACACCUUUCCAGUGGCGCAGGUCUUAACAUCGGAUCCACUAUCGACACGCGGCUGGUGUCUUCAGGAACGCGAACUCUCCCCGCGGAUCGUCUUCUACUCCAAGGAUUCAAUUCGCUGGGAGUGCCGCGAAAUGAGGGCCACUCUAGAGUUCCCCUGGGGCGAUUCAGGUUCUUUCGACAAGGGCCGGUUCUUUGAUGGGGGAACAGCUUCCAGGCCUACGAGUAUUGGUUUGCCAAUCAACGAUUCGAAACCGCUGGAGACUGUCACAAAGCAAAGGCUUGCCUGGCUUGAACUGGUACAGGCAUACACUAGCCGAUCACUUACUCGACAGACAGACAUCCUGCCUGCCCUGUCUGGCAUAGCCAGGUCCAUAGCCGAGAGCACGUCCGAUGAGUAUUGCGCCGGACUGUGGAAGUCAUUCCUUCCGCACUGCCUGCUGUGGGCAAGCGACUGGCACGUGAGCAGAGGGUUCAAGCAACACACUCGGCCUCUUGAGUACCUCGCUCCUAGCUGGUCCUGGGCCUCGGUCAAGGGACCCAUUCACUACCCAUCCUGGAUCAAUGGGUACUGGUUUACAUUCAACGCAGAUCCGGACCCGGAAUACUUGCCCAAGAUCAUUAGCGUAUCAGUCGAGCCGACGUCAGAUCCCUACGGCGCCGUCAAAGGCGGAGCACUCACAAUCCAUGGCAAGAUUGGCCUAGUGUUCGCUUGCCAAGAAGCAUACGCCCAGCCCAAAGAUAACUUGAAUGUCUCGUUCACGAACGGCCCGCAAGAUCGCCUGAAUUUGUACAAGGCAGGCCCUGCGGGGACGCCGGAGAAGGUGGGCGAGGUGCGCUACGACGUGCCACUCUGUCCGGACUGCGCACCCAUCGGGUCGGUCCGUAUUCUUUGGCUACUAUGCUGCAUGAAUAGCGAGAUGCGGAAUGGGUCUAUGAGAACAUUUGCCAUCGCUCUGGAGGCGGAAGGGACCAACGGGGUACAAGAGGCUCCGUUCACGGGCCGCUUCCGAAGGGUCGGAGUAGCAUGGGGGAUCGACCCUUCGUUCUGGCAGAGUGCCAUCAACAUGCCGCCGAUUGUGAUUAUUUAG